Molecule: messenger RNA, 4725 nt
Organism: Entelurus aequoreus (snake pipefish)
Lineage: Eukaryota; Metazoa; Chordata; Actinopteri; Syngnathiformes; Syngnathidae
Product: DNA (cytosine-5)-methyltransferase 3B-like
Exons: 22
Coding region: 16-2526 (836 amino acids)
Biological process (GO): negative regulation of transcription by RNA polymerase II
Cellular component (GO): nucleus
Molecular function (GO): DNA (cytosine-5-)-methyltransferase activity, acting on CpG substrates; DNA binding
Source: RefSeq, a predicted model, not a curated record
CUGCGUGCACUCGUCAUGAGCCUGAAAAGUCACUUUCUUCUGCUUCUUUCGAUACUUUUUGCAUCCGUGUGCCGCCAUCAGCGCGACUUUGCGCACAUGUGCAGUACUGUACGAGGCGCAGGACGUGACGUCACAGGGGAUUACAGCUUUGACAAAGUCUCCUCGCCAACGUCACACCACUCCAACAUGACGGCCCUGCCCUCCGUCGCCAUGGAGACCAACAACAACACGGCGCAGGUGAGUCCACCCGGAGGCCUCUCGGAGAACGACAGCGGCGUGGAGCUCACCAACGACCACAGCCCGCUGACUCCCGCCGAGCCGCCGUCGCCCUUCAGCCCCGCCCCCUCCCCGCCAGGUAAUGGCCAGGUGUGCUUGGAAGGAGGCGGAGUCAGGAGCAGGAAGGAGGAGGAGUCCCACAGCAAAGACAAGUCCCGGCUGGCGUUGAGACAGAGGCCACGCCCCCGAAGCAUCUUCCAGGCCGGCCUGACGCCGCACGCCAAGCGCCGCAGAGUCAUGCGUAAACACGAGCGUGUCGCCGCCAACCUGUGUGGGCGACCUUCCCAGGUGGUCUGGUCUGGCCAGGUCCCAGAUCCGGCCCAGCUGGACCUGCUGGAACACGACUCCAAGGACUCGGCCCAGAGCGGCUGCAGCGGGUCCAGCUGUGAGCCGCACAGCGAGUACAACGACAACAAGGGCUUCAAGAUGGGCCAGCUGGUGUGGGGGAAGAUCAAGGGCUUCUCCUGGUGGCCAGGCAUGGUGGUGACGUGGCGCGCCGCCGGCAAGCGCCAGGCCGGCCCCGGCAUGCGGUGGCUGCAGUGGUUCGGAGACGGGAAGUUCUCCGAGGUCUCUGCGGACAAGCUGGACUCCAUCACGGCGUUCUCCAAGUUCUUCAGCCAGGCGUCCUACACCAAGCUGGCGUCAUACCGCAGGGCCAUCUUCCAGGCUCUGGAGAUGGCCAGCAUCAGGGCAGAGAAAACCUUCCCCCCCUGCGAGUCGGACAAUCCCGACGACCAGGUCCAACCCAUGCUGGACUGGGCACACGGCGGCUUCCUGCCUAAAGGCCAAGAGGGACUCAAACCCACGCACAGUGCAGACAGCAGCCCCUUAGGCCUGCAAGUCCUGGACGUGUCCCUGCCAGAUUACCUCCCCAGCGCCAAGCGUCCCAGGAUCAGUGUGUGCAAGACCAAGGACGCCCCGGAGGAGUCCUACAGCAGAGAACAAAUGGUCAAUGAAGUGCUGAGAAACAAAAGAAGUAUUGAAGAGUUCUGCCUCUCCUGUGGCAAGAUGAGGGCAGCAACCUUCCAUCCACUCUUUGAAGGAGGCCUGUGUCAAACAUGCAAGGACGUGUACCUGGAGACAUCCUACAUGUACGAUGACGACGGCUACCAGUCCUACUGCACCGUCUGCUGCGGGGGGCGAGAGGUUCUGCUGUGCGGCAACGCCAACUGCUGCAGGUGUUUCUGCGUGGACUGUCUGGAUCUCCUGGUGGACCCGGGAGCUUCCAACAACGCCCGCUUCCUGGACCCGUGGCGAUGCUACAUGUGCCAGCCGCCGCUGCAGUACGGCGUCCUCAGACGGCGGCACGACUGGAGCGUCAAACUGCAGGAGUUCUUUGGGAACGACAAAGGCCAAGAGUUUGAGACACCAAAGAUUUACCCAGCAGUCCCUGCAGAGCAGAGGCGGCCAGUCAGAGUCCUCUCCCUGUUCGACGGCAUCGCCACAGGCUACCUGGUCCUUAGAGAUCUGGGCUUCAAGGUGGACCUGUACGUGGCGUCUGAGGUGUGCGAGGACUCCAUCUCUGUCGGUGUUGUCCGACAUGAAGGAAAGAUCCAUUACGUCCACGAUGUCCGAAACAUCACCAAGAAAAACAUUCUUGAAUGGGGUCCAUUUGACCUCGUCAUCGGGGGCAGUCCGUGCAAUGACUUGUCUAUUGUCAACCCAGCAAGAAAGGGUCUCUUUGAAGGGACAGGGAGGUUGUUCUUUGAGUUCUACCGUCUGCUGAGCGAGGCCAAGCCCAAAGAGGGAGAGAACCGACCAUUCUUCUGGAUGUUCGAGAACGUGGUCGCCAUGGGUGUCAACGACAAGAGGGACAUCUCACGAUUCCUGGAGUGUAACCCUGUGAUGAUUGACGCUAUCGAGGUCUCUGCUGCCCACCGUGCUCGAUACUUUUGGGGGAACCUGCCAGGCAUGAACAGACCUCUGUGUGCGUCCGGGAUGGACAAACUGGUGCUGCAGGACUGUCUGGAACAUGGGCGAGUGGCAAAGUUUGGAAAAGUGCGCACCAUCACCACACGCUCAAACUCCAUCAAACAAGGAAAGGACCAGCACUUCCCUGUUCUGAUGAACGGCAAGGAGGACAUCUUGUGGUGCACGGAGCUGGAGAGGAUCUUCGGCUUCCCGGUCCACUACACAGACGUUUCCAACAUGGGUCGAGGUGCUCGGCAGAAACUCCUGGGCCGGUCCUGGAGCGUUCCUGUCAUACGGCAUCUUUUUGCCCCUCUCAAAGACUUCUUUGCCUGCGAAUAGACACCACCCAGCACAUAGACAUGCACCUCCAAUUGACAGAAAAUAGAAACCCCUUGAUAGCCGCCAAUUAUUACAGCUCUUCACCAGUAAAUAGGCACAACAUGAAGCACCACCCAACCCUAGAAAACAGACGCCGUCUGUAAGAAGAGACACCACCCAUCCCCAGUAAAUAGACUCCUUAUGAUAGAAAGUGUCUUAUUGUUACCAUUAAUCACCAGCAAAUAAAAGCCAUCUGCCACCAGAAAAUAAACACCACCCAACGAUAGAAAACAGACCAUGUUAAGUGAUACUACCUGUGACCAGAAAAUAGACGCUACCCAUCCCCAGUAAAUAGACUCCUUACGAUAGAUAGUGUUUUAUUGUCACCAUUAAUCACCAGCAAAAAGAUGCCAACCAUCACCGGAAAAUAAACACCAGCCAAACCUAGAAACCUGACCGUGAUAAAUGAUGCAACCUGUUACCAGGAAAUAGACGCCACCCUUCAUCAGUAAACAAAUUCCUACCGAUAGCGUUUAAUUGCUACCAUUAAUCACCAGAAAAUAGAUGCCAUCCAUCACCGGAAAACCUAGAAACCUGAUGGUGAUAAGUGACACUACCUGUUACCAGGAAAUAGACGCCACCCUUGAUCAGUAAAUAAACGCCGACCGAUAGCGUCUAACUGUUACCAUUAAUCAGCAGCAAAUAGAAGCCAUCUGCCACCAGAAAACAAACACCACCCAACGAUAGAAAACAGACCAUGUUAAGUGAUACUACCUGUGACCAGAAACUAGAUGCCACCCAUCACCAGUUAAUAAACACCAACGGACCAUCGUAAACAGACUGUGAUAAGUGAUAUCAAUAAACGCCUACAGAUAGCGUCCAAUUGUUACCAGUAUUCACCAGCAAAUAGACUUUAUCAACCACCCAAAAAUGUAAACACUACCCAACCCUAGAAAAAUAGUUGCCACCUGUCACCAGACAGUUGACACGACUAAUCACCAGCGACUAGACCCCACAUGUGACUAGUAAAUAACCUACUAGAAAAUACUGUCAUUACCAGGAAGUAUACACCACCUUUUCCUUGUUUUGUUCCAUUGUUUCUUUCAUCGUGAGCCACCUAGCGUGGAUCAUUGCUGGUAAAGACCAAAGUUUACUUUGGCGUUUGAGUCCAAACUGGCCUCAGACGUUGUAGAGUUGAUGAUGACGACCUGGCGUGGAUGAUGAUUACCUCGUGUGACUCAUCAUGGAUAUUAGUAGUAAAAGCAUAAAAGGACAGCGGGGACUUUUUCCAAGACUAGGAACCGGAGGCUAGUGCUAUUGCUAAAAGUGUCAUAGAGUUUAGUACGCUUUUGUUAUUAUUAGCAAUAUAGAGAAAUGCAAUGUGUUUGAUCAUCUGUCAAAAAGCUACAUUACGUGCAAAUACUUGAACUACAGCCAAAGAAAAAACAGUCCGCACUUGCCUUCUUUUCUGCAGGUGUGUUUUGUGAUUACGUAUGGCAACAAACAGUUUACAAUCGUGGCUGAAAAGAAGUUAUUUUGUUGAGUGUUGCAGAUAAAGACACAAAUGGUGGGAAACACUGCAAGAAAAGGCCGUUUGUAUUUGUGUAAACAAGCACUGAUUGGUUUUGACUAACCUUCAUGUCAACUUUUUCUUUUUUUGAAACAUUCUCGCAGCUACCUGCGGUUCUUUCCGAUGUUUGGACGAGUGAAAGGUUGUUUUGUUUGUGUGUGCACGAGGCGGAACAUUACCUCCAAGCAAGGUGUGCAGCGCUACUAUGUGGUGACACUGGAUACAGCUGCUUUGUGUUUGAAGUCAGCCGAUUCUUUCUGACUUGGUUCAACGUUCAAGUCAUCUCUGCUGCUUUUCAAUCUGCCAGCAGGAAGGUGACAACUUUCUCCAAAGGACCAAAAUCUGUUUACAUGUUUCAUUCAUGCAAAAAGUUUGUAUUUUUUGUACUUUGUUUUGUUUUGAUACUAUCUAUAUGUUGUUGUCCUUUUUUAGUCAGUACUUGUAAUCCACAGUGUCUUGUAGGUUUAGCUGUUUGUUUGUUUUUUCAGUUUAGGAUUUGAUUUUCAUGUUUCCUUUUAAAUUUGCAGAAUUUUAUCGCAACGUUUUUUUACUACCUUUUUGGUCAUUCCUUGGAACUUUAAGUGUAAAAGCACUGUGUGUAUUUUGAUAACUUUUUCUAGGAUUUGUACGCAUUAAAAGGCAACUUAGCU